UGAGCCGUUUGGAGGGGCUGCCCCAUCUUGGCCCAGGCUUCAAUUAAAAAAAAAACGCACAAAAAAGGCGAGACGUCUAGCGUUUCCCUCUUACUUGCCAUUUGAAAAAAAAAAGCUAGGGUUUAUCCUCUCAGAAACAGGCAGAGAGCUGAACAGAGAGAGAGAGAGAUUCAUGGAGAAGUACGAUAAGCUAGAGAAGGUCGGCGAAGGGACCUACGGGAAGGUGUACAAGGCUCGAGACAAGGUAACGGGGCAGCUGGUGGCGCUCAAGAAGACGCGGCUUGAAAUGGAUGAGGAGGGAAUUCCGCCGACGACACUUCGCGAAAUCUCCCUCCUACAAAUGCUCUCUCAAAGCAUCUAUGUUGUCCGGCUGUUACGCGUGGAGCAUGUUGAGAAGAACGGGAAGCGGCUUCUUUACCUUGUGUUCGAAUAUCUGGACACCGACCUCAAGAAAUACAUUGAUACUUACAAGCGAGGGCCAAAUCCCAGGCCGCUUCCAUCUCGGGUGACUCAGAGUUUCUUGUAUCAGUUGUGCAAGGGUGUUGACCACUGCCACAGCCAUGGAGUGCUGCACAGGGACUUGAAGCCUCAGAAUCUCUUGGUUGACAAAGACAAGGGCAUCUUGAAGGUUGCGGAUCUUGGAUUAGGGAGAGCCUUCACCAUUCCUCUAAAGAGCUACACGCAUGAGAUUGUUACACUUUGGUAUAGAGCUCCUGAAGUGCUGCUUGGAGCAACUCACUAUUCGAUAGGAGUGGAUAUGUGGUCGGUUGGCUGCAUUUUUGCUGAAAUGGCUAGAAGGCAACCUUUAUUCGCUGGUGAUUCAGAGUUGCAGCAAUUGCUUCAUAUUUUCAGGUUUCUUGGGACUCCUAAUGAAGAUACAUGGCCUGGAGUCUCUUCUUUGCGAGACUGGCACGACUAUCCACAGUGGAAGCCACAGAGCAUUGCUCUUGCUCUCCCCAUGUUGGAAUCUGACGGGAUCGACCUUCUAUCGAAAAUGCUCGAGUAUAAUCCUUCAAAUAGAAUUUCCGCGAAGGAUGCAAUGGAACAUCCUUACUUUGACAGCCUUGACAAGUCACAGUUCUAACUUGGAAUUGAGUUUUCUGUAACAGCUUCGCCUGGCCAGUUUGUGAGGUCUCUUGUUGCUGUUUUGAAUGUAGUAGAAGCUGACAUUUAUUAACAAGUGUAGAAACUCUACUGCGUCCUGAGUUCUUGAGCAAUUAUGCCUUACUGUUGGUGUUUGUAAUACCAGACCUAAUAAAUAAAUAAACUCAAACAUUUGCCUAUUUUGUUGCCUAGAAUGUGCCUUAAAUGUACAUUUAAUUGCCAUGCGCACAACUUUUUGAGACAAAUUUUACUUGGAUGCAUAUGCAUUUAGAGUUGCAUGUAUAUAUCACUCAAGUUGUUAUCGAAUUAGCUAGAUAUGACAUGUGAUGUGGUCAGUUCAAGUAAAGUGAGUCUGGUUUUACUCAUUAACUUAGGUUUUGAUCGAUUGGGACGGUUUAUUUACUGUUUUUGUUAAAGCAUCUUUUGAAUAAAAAAUUUUAAUUUUUUAUUAAAAAAUUACUUUAGAUAGCCGUAAGAAAGUCAUCCCAAACGAACCCUCAGACUCACAGCCCUAAUCUUACCUCUAAUUAUUUGAUCUAAAAGUAUCUCGCAACCAUACAAAAUAAACAAAAUGAUACCAAAUCGGCAUAGCUUAAUCGGUUCACUUCAAACUAAUUUUCAAUAUAAAUUUUGGCUGAUUUCUCCACUCAAUCUCCAUUCAAUUUUUGCCUCCAUAACAAAUCGAAGAACAAAGAGCUACAUAAGACCUAAAAUUCAUCACAAACUGUAUUUUGAACCCGAAUUAGAACGAUUUUUUGGACUAAAAUGCAAAUCGAAAAAUCCAAACGGCAAGAAUUUACUGUCUGAUAAAUUCAAUCUGAUCUUAUCAAAGGAAAGUUUUAUCGAUUCUUAACAUAACUGAAGUAAGUCGGUUUGUCUAAUCUUCUUAACUUCACCUUUAACUCUUCUACGAUACAAUCAAUGUGAUAAAGACUCUCAAAUAUUUAAGUAGAAACUUAAUCGGUCAUAAUCAAGCAUUAAAAUACAACUUUGCCCU
Messenger RNA from Dendrobium catenatum, 2101 nucleotides. RefSeq names its product cyclin-dependent kinase B1-1. The transcript is spliced from 8 exons. Gene Ontology annotation, molecular function: cyclin-dependent protein serine/threonine kinase activity; cyclin binding; ATP binding. Gene Ontology annotation, biological process: regulation of gene expression; protein phosphorylation; signal transduction. Bases 173 to 1084 code for a protein of 303 amino acids. Lineage: Eukaryota; Viridiplantae; Streptophyta; Magnoliopsida; Asparagales; Orchidaceae. Gene Ontology annotation, cellular component: nucleus; cytoplasm; cyclin-dependent protein kinase holoenzyme complex. The record is from RefSeq and is a predicted model, not a curated record.